This is a messenger RNA of Microstroma glucosiphilum, 1148 nucleotides long. RefSeq lists its product as hypothetical. Lineage: Eukaryota; Fungi; Basidiomycota; Exobasidiomycetes; Microstromatales; Microstromataceae. The transcript is spliced from 4 exons. The coding region runs from base 86 to 913 and encodes 275 amino acids. The record is from RefSeq and is a predicted model, not a curated record.
CCAAGAGUCCUUCCCAUCCUCGCCUCUCUCCUACGGCCCUGACAGACAUCCUACUAAGACUCCUCUCCACACCUAUCAGCCCAAGAUGCGCCCCUUCUCCAGCCUCCUCGCCUUUGCACUCAUAGCAGCGCUGACCACUGCCCUCACUCAAGCACUUCCAGCCAACCCCACCCAGCCUCAGAAGCCCCUCGCCGUCGACGCCCUCGUCCCUCGCUUUGCUGCUAGCAUCCCCAUCUCUGAUGCACGAGCUCCAAAGCUCGAUGUACGACCAGACGUUCUCAGGCCUCGGGCUACGGAGGCGCUCAGCGUUCCUGUCAACGACCGGGGUGAGGUCGUCAGUCUCACUGGCGAGAGCGCGGACCUUGCUGAGCGAAAGGAACAUAGCGUGAUCUGCGAUGCAAGGCACCUUUACAAGCGCCUACUAGCCCUCAAGCUCAAGAUUGCCCUGAUCAAGGUCCGCAUCCAGGCCUACUUCUCCGGCGAGGUUUCUACCCACAAGAUCAUCAAGGAGCUUCACGCCGUCAUUCACGAGAUCAAGGAGACUACUGCCAUACUCAAGAUCUACCAGUCCCGAGGCGUCUUCUUCGACUACGCAGUGACUGCAGAGUUCGGUGUUGGCUUCAAGGUCCUCAUGGAUGACAUCUUCAUCGGCUUGCACGACAUCUGCGCGUACGUCUCUGCCUCGGACCUCGCCAUCGAUGGAGUCCUCUUGACUACCCUGAACGAUCUCGUCUACCACACUUCAGAGUUUUUGAGCAUCUUUGGCUGUGUAGUCCUCGGAUUCUUCAACUACAUUUGGGCACCCCUGGCCGGCUUCUUCCAUGUCUGCAUCAGUCUUGGACUCAACUUGAGCCCAUGCGAGCCCCUUCUCUCACCUAUUGGUCUCGGAGGACUCAUCUGGGGCCACCUCUGAAGGAAUCGCUUAUGCGAGUGAGAUACGAGCCGCGGCCACUAUCGUCAACUCCAACGAUGGCCCACGCCGCUGUCCGCUCUCAGCUUCCACCGUCUCCCCUUCCCCCUGUCACUGUACUUUGUUCGCGAUGGGCACGCUCUCAGCGGCCCUCUACGCGCCACCCAAGCGACCGUCGUUCCUGUCAUUGUCAUCAGCACCUCGUCCCCGUCGUUGUACCUCUCGCUCGCCAUUGAAC